AUCUCUCUGGUUAAUGCAUGGGAUGUUUAGAGCCAAUGGUGGUUGUGGUUAUGUGAAAAAGCCAGAGUUUCUAAUGCAAAAGGGUCCGAGAAAUGAGGUCUUUGAUCCUAAAAGAACUUUGCCGGUGAAAAAGACAUUAAAGGUGAAAGUAUACAUGGGGGACGGAUGGCGAUUGGAUUUUAGCCAAACACAUUUUGAUACCUACUCACCACCGGACUUCUACACAAAGAAUUGGUUUGAGAUUCAUUACUCCAGCCCCAACUUUAAGGUCCCUACCCAAUUAACCGAGUCUCCGGCACAAGGCUUGUAG
Molecule: messenger RNA, 310 nt
Organism: Morus notabilis
Lineage: Eukaryota; Viridiplantae; Streptophyta; Magnoliopsida; Rosales; Moraceae
Product: phosphoinositide phospholipase C 6-like
Exons: 3
Coding region: 14-310 (98 amino acids)
Biological process (GO): lipid metabolic process; phosphatidylinositol-mediated signaling
Molecular function (GO): phosphatidylinositol-4,5-bisphosphate phospholipase C activity
Source: RefSeq, a predicted model, not a curated record